AGUGUUAAGGCAUACCCAACACCCCACAAUUUCGUAGGGCAAGGAACCAACUACAAUGGGGUCUCCAAUGGCCUCUCUGGUUGCCACUCUCCUAGUGGCCUUCAUGUCCCUUAGCUUGCCCUUCGAGACCACUGCGAACUACGCUUACUCCUCUCCUCCGCCGCCGCCCAAAAAAUUGCCUCCUUCGCCGUCGCCGCCUCACCACCCCUACAAGUACAAAUCCCCACCGCCGCCUCCGCACAUCCCGAAGUCCCCACCGCAUCUGCCCCCCCAUAAGCCCUACAAGUACAAGUCCCCUCCCCCGCCACCCCCAGUUCACAUUUCCCCACCACCACACAAGAAGCCCUACAAGUAUAAGUCUCCUCCCCCACCACCGGUCCACAAGCCGUCACCACCACCUCAUCCAAUCUACAAAUACAAGUCUCCUCCGCCACCACCCCCGGUCUACAAGUACAAGUCUCCUCCCCCACCUCCAGUCCACUCUCCGCCACCACCCCCUCCUCACAAGAAGCCAUACAAGUAUAAGUCCCCGCCACCUCCUCCUCCGGUUCACAAGCCACCACCCCACCACCCUUAUCUCUACAAAUCCCCUCCUCCUCCGGUUCACAAGCCACCACCCCACCACCAUUACAUCUACAAAUCCCCUCCUCCUCCGGUUCACAAGCCACCAGCACCGGUUCACAAGCCACCACCCCACCACCCUUAUAUCUACAAAUCCCCUCCCCCGCCGGUUCACAAGCCACCAGCACCGGUUCACAAGCCACCACCCCACCACCCUUAUCUCUACAAAUCCCCUCCCCCGCCGGUUCACAAGCCACCAGCACCGGUUCACAAGCCACCAGCACCGGUUCACAAGCCACCACCCCACCACCCUUAUCUCUACAAAUCCCCUCCCCCGCCGGUUCACAAGCCACCAGCACCGGUUCACAAGCCACCACCCCACCACCCUUAUCUCUACAAAUCCCCUCCCCCGCCUUACCACUAUUAGAGGAUAAGUUUGGUGGUACUCUCAUGGACCACGAUGGAGAGUAUUGAAAGAAUAAGUGAGAAGCUAAUGAGCCUCAGGCAGAGAAAGAAAUUGGAUCGAUAAAAAGCGAGUCUCCGCGUUUUGUAUUAUCAAUCGUUUGAAGAAAGAAUAAUACUGAAAGAUGGUGUAGUAAAAGGAUUCCCGUCGAUCAUUUUCAUAUAAUAUUUCACUGUUUGGAUGUACCUUGGCCUUCCCAAACAUGGCCGAUAUGAUAUAAGCAUGUAAUUUCUCUUCAAUAAUAAGAUCAUUUCCCUUCAGAUAACAA
Punica granatum (pomegranate) is the source of this 1292-nucleotide messenger RNA. NCBI's taxonomy places the organism in Eukaryota, Viridiplantae, Streptophyta, Magnoliopsida, Myrtales, Lythraceae. The record is from RefSeq and is a predicted model, not a curated record.